Molecule: messenger RNA, 222 nt
Organism: Paraglomus occultum
Lineage: Eukaryota; Fungi; Glomeromycota; Glomeromycetes; Paraglomerales; Paraglomeraceae
Source: the annotation of a GenBank genome assembly
AUGGGUGCUUCGUUUAUUAUCGGAGGAAGGCAAGUGCCGAGUAAAUAUCUUGCAUUAGCAACCUAUGCAGCGGUUGCAACACCUAUUCUGCUUCUUCGACUGCGAGCAAAAGCAAAGGAACCUGACCCUCGUUAUACGUCUCCUCCUAUAAAUGCUUCUUCUCCCGAGGAAGAAGCAUUUAUCAAGGAAUACUUGCUUGAAGCUGAGAAAAAAGAACACUAA